Molecule: messenger RNA, 2979 nt
Organism: Plasmodium vivax (malaria parasite P. vivax)
Lineage: Eukaryota; Apicomplexa; Aconoidasida; Haemosporida; Plasmodiidae
Product: protein phosphatase 2C domain containing protein
Exons: 1
Coding region: 1-2559 (852 amino acids)
Biological process (GO): protein dephosphorylation
Molecular function (GO): protein serine/threonine phosphatase activity
Source: RefSeq, a predicted model, not a curated record
AUGAAAGUUAACACUUUAAAUAACAUUUUCAACCUGUACAAGGAGGCCGCGCCGAAGAAAAAAUGGCCCCUGUUGUUGACGCUGAUCGCCCUGCUGGCCGCGGCAUCAGGCCGUGUAAAUGGCGCCGCAUUUAACUUCCCAAAAGAGUCAGUAAUAAACGAACAUAACAGUUUUAAUGGCCCCAAAGAUGAGUUCAAUUACCCAGAUAAAGACCCCUAUGAAGACAGCGGCUUCGGAUUAGGUGGAAUGAAAUUAAAAUUUGAGCACUUGGAAGAAAUGAACAACGCAUUUUUCAUGCACAAUAACAAGAAAAUUAAUAUGAUUCAAUUCCCAGCCAAUAAUCCCAUACAGGACAGGUGCUUUGUUUAUGAAAUUGAUAUGAGUAAUGACACUCUAGAACCCAUUGGUAGUUACCAAAGGAUAAAAGACAAAGAAGAUAAAGUUUUUAUUAAAGCUUUCGAAAAGAGCGCUAUUAAAUAUGUGAAUGAAUUACAACCCCCCACCAGCCCUAAUUAUUAUGUACAUAUGACCAAUAUGGCCAUCGAGAGAGGCAAAGGGAAAAGCCCCAAGAAGGGGAUAGAUAGGGGAGGUUCUGCUGGAGCUUCUGUCUUAGGACCAAUGCCACCCUGGGAUUCAACAGUGCUAAUGCCCACUCCGGUGGGUGGGUCUCCAGUGGGUCCUUCACCCAUGGGUCCUUCACCCAUGGGACCAUCACCCAUGGGACCAUCACCCAUGGGACCAUCACCUAUGGGACCAUCACCUAUGGGACCAUCACCUAUGGGACUCCCAAUGGGUCUUCCUAUGGGUUCGUCAAUGGGUCCUUCAAUGGGGCCACCAGUGGGAGCACCGGGUAGGAUGCCAAUGAUGCCCGGGGUUAGAAUGCCUAUGGGAGGAAUGCCCGGUUCUCCAAUGAUGCCUGGGGUUCGAACGCCCAUGGGAGGCGUCCCCGGUUCUCCAAUGAUGCCUGGGGCCCGAAUGCCCAUGCCAGCCGAUGGCUCCGCCGUAGCUGGGUCCUGGAUGCAAUCACCCACGUCCAUGCAGACGCCACUAACCUUUGUGGAGAUCAAGGCAGCUGAAAAAACCGGCGAGUCGUCAACUGAUUCGAUGGAUGUAGAUGCUGCAGAUGGCACAACAGAGGAAGUGAUGGAUCCGAUGGAUGUAGACGUUGGAGAUAACGCAAUAGAGGAUUCGAUCGAAUCGAUGGAUAUGGAUGCAGGAGAUAACGCAACAGGGGAAGCGGCGGAUAAGGUGUCAGACGAGGCAGCUGAGAGUGCCUCCGGCGAAAUGGCCCAAAAUGCUGCAUUGGCAGCAGGCGAGAAUGCAGCGGGGGAAGGUGCAGACGCAGCAUCUGGGGAAAAUGCAGAAGCGUCAGUUGCCGAAAAUGCAGAAGCUGGCGCAUCCGAGGCAACUGCAUCAACGGCAGAAGCUGAUAAUGCAGAAGGUAGCAACGCAGAAAACGCUGCUGAAGGGCAGAGCACCAUGGAUAAUGAAGAAGGAGCCAUUGCAGGUCCAUCCGGAAUGCAACCAAGCGAUUUCCUAAACAGACCAGAAAUAGCGAACAACGUAUUUGAAAGGUAUAGCCAGUACUAUGACGAAAUGAAGGCCUUUAACGAUUCGUUCCUAUUCGCUGCAGUGAUAGAUGGUCACGGAGGAGAAGUAAUCGCAGAUAUAGUGAAGAGGUGGCUAGGAUUCUACGUGAAGAAGCAAUUAUUAGAAAAGCUAAGAAAUAAUGAUCACCAAAUUUUAACCCCAAGUGAUAUAGUGGCAAGUCUGGAGGAAGCCCACAUCCAGCUGGACAAUGACAUUUUAAAGAAGGCAAAGGAGUAUUUCUUUAAGGGAAAUGUGAGGUACACAAGAAAUGGCUCCUGCUCCAUCAGUGUCCUCAUGGAUAAGAACUAUUACUACGUAAGUAAUGUAGGAGAUUCCAAAGGGCUGUUAAUAAAAAAAGAUUCCAUUGUGAGGUUAAAUAAUAUACAGAAUGCCAGUGAGAUAACCGAAAGGAUGAGACUCGUACAGGAGCAUCCAAACGAAAUCGACGUGGUCAUGUGUAAAAGAUCAGUCAAAAAUGGAAAUGCCAAAUCGUUUGAAAUUUUUAGCCUAACUGAACAACAUACACAAUUUCAAAUGUUUGAUGUCGGAAGAUGUUAUGUGAAGGGCCGAUUACAAUGCACUAGAAGUUUUGGAGAUUUUUACUUGAAGCAUAAAAUCUUUGCUUUUGAUUAUAGAAAAAAUAAAUUCCUCGUGAAGGAGCCACACUCCUUUCCCUACAUCUCGGCCAUUCCAGAGGUACUUAAAAUAAGGAGAACUCAGGAUGACGAAUUUGUCGUUUUGGUCUCCGAUGGAAUUUCGGAUCAUCUGAGUGACAAGGAGAUAUACGACAUUGUGAAGCAGUACAGCUACUCCGUGAAGAAGAUGUCCCGCAUUUUGAUUCAGACCGUCUUGAUAAAGGCCGCCAUGCACGUGCGCGUCUCCGCCAAGGAGCUCUUGACGUUGGUGCCCCCCGACAGGAGAAGGAAGUUCUUCGACGACAUGUCGGUGGUCGUCAUUAAGUUGAAGUGAAGCAGCGAAGCAGUGAGGAGGUGAGGCUGUGAAGCAGUGAGGAAGCGAGGAUGUGAAGCCGCCAAGGAGCGAAGGAGCGAAGAAGCGAUGAGCGAGCGAGAGAGUUACCGAGAAGAGACUAACCAACGAAACGAGUAAGCAACGAAACGUGUAAGCGACGAAACGUGUAAGCGACGAAACGUGUAAGCGAUGAAACGUGUAAGCGAUGAAGCCUGGAAGGGGGUCGAAGCGGCCACAAACCGCCGCCCAACCGAGGAAGCAACUCCCGUGAUAAGCGUUAAAAACCCCCACACACACACUCCCCCUGUGUUUUUUGUCCUGUGAGAUUUGUUUUUCACACAUCAUAUUUGUGAUUAAAAUUCGUACUUUAAAAUACACACACAUACAUAAUACACAUAGACAUAGGUAUAGAGUUUUUUU